GGGGAUUAAUCGGCAGACAGUAAAAGGACAUCGGGGAUUAAACAAGGAAAGGGAAUCAUCGGGGUCCAGUCGGUCAACUCCGGAUGACAGCCAGUUUGGUGAAGAAGAAAACGAGGAAACUUCUGCAACCCAAUGAAUUCCUGCCUCUCACCUCUGUUUUAUUUGGUGAAUAGCAAGUUUAAAGCAGAAAAUGGGACAUGACAAGUAAUCCUCUUAAAGGGUUCAAGUGCCCUGAUCCGCUGAGAAAGGAGAGAGAGCGAGAGAAAGGGGGGGGCGCUUUAUAAGCGCAAUCACACGAAGAUCUCUCGGCCCCAGCUGCAGCUCAGAUUGCGGCCGCCCCGUCCCUGCACGCGUUUUCAACUGGAUGAGCAGCGAACCUGCGGUCAGAGAGACGGGGGUCCAGCUCCGCGAUGCUGGCAGCAGGCGACAGGCGUCCAUGGCGACCGAAGAGGCAACGGUGGCAACGCGCUGUACUCCUGCUUACUGCAGUGACCACCUGCCAGCUGUGGUCCAGCUUCGUGUCUGCGCCUCAGACGACUGAGGCAGCCGAAUCUCUUCCGAAUGUUUCGAACAGUACGCAGUCAGAGGAGCCGGAGACGCCGGAUAACCGGAGCGAAGUCGAAAUCAGGAGGUGCAUCGACCUGUUCAGGGUGCACGGAGCACCGACUGCGCUCCCUGCCCCGAAACCAACCAACGUCAGCAGUAUCCCCCACGACAAUGCCCCUCAUAAGAAGGAAGAGUACCCGGAGGACUUUUUCUCCGUGGAGGAGCGCCGCCAGGGCUUUGUGCUCUUACACAUUUUUGGGAUGGUCUACAUGUUUGUGGCCCUCGCCAUCGUGUGCGACGAGUUUUUUGUCCCAGCUCUAGGUGUCAUCACGGACAAGUUGCAGAUCUCGGACGAUGUGGCCGGAGCGACGUUUAUGGCAGCUGGAGGUUCUGCUCCCGAGCUUUUCACAUCGCUUAUCGGGGUAUUCAUCUCUCACAGUAACGUCGGCAUCGGGACAAUCGUGGGCUCUGCCGUGUUCAACAUUCUCUUUGUGAUCGGCAUGUGCGCCCUUUUCUCCAGGGAGAUCCUGCACCUGACCUGGUGGCCGCUCUUCAGGGACGUCUCCUUCUACGUUCUGGACCUCAUUAUGCUUAUUAUUUUCUUCCUGGAUAACAUUAUUUCUUGGUGGGAGAGUCUAUUGCUCAUCUUAGGCUAUGCCAGCUAUGUCACCUUCAUGAAGUUCAACGUGCAGCUGGAGCAACUGGUGAAACUGCAGCUCAACAGACACAAGAACAUCGUGCAGGUCAUCGCGCCAGAAGAGGUGGACCAGAAGAAUGGUCCAGUUACAGAGGAGAGCCAGCGUGCCCAGCUUGAAGAUAACACUCGACUGAAGCUCCGGCCAGCGCUGCAGAGAGGGGGCAGCUCUGCUUCACUUCACAACAGUACAAUGCGCAACACGAUCUUCCAGCUAAUGAUCCACACGCUUGACCCCCUCGGAGAGGCCAAGUUUAAGGACAAGGCAGCGAUCCUGGAUAGAGUGGCCAGGGGCAAGGUAUUACAAACUGGACGAGGAAAGUUGCAAGUUGCAGGUUGUGAAGAAAAGCCUGAUGUUCCCAAAUCAGUGAGCGUUCAGGUGACUCCUCCAGAGCAGGACGCAGAGGUUGACAAGGAGGACAAGUGUGAAGAUGACAAGGUUUCAGAUGACUCUGCAGUUUCAGAGAGCGAUGAAGAAAACAGCAGCAGUGAUGAUACAAACAAUGAUACAGACAGCAGUGACCAGGAGGAAGACGAGGAGUCUGAAGAAAAUGAGGAGCCACUGUCUUUGGAAUGGCCAGACAGCCAUCGCAAGCAGGCCACUUACCUCUUCCUACUUCCGAUUGUCUUCCCACUGUGGCUCACCCUUCCAGAUGUCCGUAAAACAGUCUCCAAGAAGUUCUUCAUUAUCACUUUCUUAGGCUCCAUUGUCUGGAUUGCAGUAUUCUCUUAUUUGAUGGUAUGGUGGGCACAUCAGGUUGGUGAGACUAUAGGAAUUUCUGAAGCGAUUAUGGGAUUGACGAUUUUGGCAGCAGGAACCUCCAUUCCGGAUCUCAUUACAAGCGUCAUUGUGGCACGGAAAGGUCUAGGAGACAUGGCUGUCUCCAGCUCAGUAGGCAGUAAUAUAUUUGAUAUUACUGUUGGGUUGCCCGUCCCCUGGUUGCUUUACUCCAUUUUCAAUGGUCUUUCACCCGUAGCCGUCAGCAGCAAUGGUCUCUUUUGUGCCAUCGUCCUACUCUUUUUCAUGCUCAUCUUCGUCAUUUCCUCUAUCGCUGUUUGCAAAUGGAAAAUGAGCAAGUACCUGGGCAUCACAAUGUUUGGCCUUUAUUUCAUCUUUCUGAUUAUUAGUGUGUUGCUGGAGGACCGUAUCAUCAUUUGUCCAGUGUCUAUCUGACCACUCAAAAGUUCAACAUCUAACUGAAAAACGGCACAUCCAAUUUUGUUUCCAAGAACAGGUCAUUCAUAGCUGACUCAGUCUAAUGCUUAGGGGUCCAGAUUAGUUGGACCUUCAGCCUUACACCAGAAACCACUGCUCAAGCACGCCAUGUCUAAACAGACACCUAUAGAAAUGGAAAUUUAUUUGCUGCAAUGGCUGAGCUCUCAGAACUCUGGAUCCAUUUUCAUCCUCCAGUGAGGACAAAGGAGAUAUAAAGCAAUGAAUCUUCUGGCCAUCUUCAAGAAGAACAAGCUUCUCCUUAUUGAUCAGCUAUGAGGGGGCCAACUUAUCAACGAGGGCUAGUGACUGGAGAUGACCCCUCCAAGUGCUAAAGUACACUGCCUCUAAAACUAUUUUACCCCCUUGGAAGUUUUCACAUUUUAUUAUUAUACAACAUUGGAUGACACUGAAGUUAAUUUGGCUUUUUGGAUUCUGAUCAAUAGAAAAAAUGACUUUUUAAUGUUAAAGUGAAAUCAUGUUUCUGUAAAGUUGUCAAAGUUGAUUACAAAUUUAAAACACAAAAUAAAUAAUGGCAUAAGUAUUCACCCAUUCAAGUCAGUAUUUAGUAGAUGCACCCUUGGCAGCCAUGACAGCACCGAGUCUGUGUGCCCAGGUCUCUGUCAGCUUUGAACAGCUGUACACUGCAAUUUUUUUCUCGCAUUCUUCAUUGCAAAACUGCUCAAGCUCUGUCAGGUUCUGUGGGAUCGAAAGGGAAGAGCCUUUUUAAGUCCAACCAUAAAUGGACCGAGAUACGGACUCUGAUGUAGCCACUCCAGGCCAUACACAUUGUUGUCUCUUAUCCAUUUCUGGGAAGCUUUGGCUUUAUACUUGAGGCCAUUGUCUUGCUGGAAAACAAAUCUUCUCCCAAGGUGUAGACUUCCUGCAGACCACAUCAGGUUUUCCUCCAGGAUUUCCCUGUUAUUUUGCUGCAUUCUUUUUACCCUCACAAGCCGUCCAUGGCCUUCUGCAGAGAAGCAUCCCCACAGCCCGAUGUGGCCACCACCAUGCUUCAAACAUGCCGUUUACUCUGACUGGUCAAAAGCUCAAAUUUGAUCACUUCAGACCACAGAUCCUUCUUCUAGGUGACUUCAGAGUAUCCCAUGUGCCUUCUGGCAAACUCUAGCCAAGAUGGUAUGUGUAUUUUUUUUUUUUAAACAGUGACUUUCUCUUUACCAGACUUCCAUAAAAUUGCAACUGCUGAACACCAUGGCAACAGUCGUUGUCUGCACAGUCUCAUUAAUCUUAACCAUUGUAGUUUGUAACUCCUUCAGAGUUCUCCUUGGUCUCUCAAUGGCAUCCCUCACUCAGUUUUUGUGGACAGCCUGCUCAAUACUCUGCAUUUUGUCACAAACGAUUUAACUGGACUCCAAAGGAUAUUCAGUGACUUUGAUAUUUUCUCGUCUCCAUCCCAUGACUUGUGCUUUUCUACGCUCUUUUAAUGGAGUUGCUUUCAGUGUCCUUUAGUCUUCAUUGUGUAGGUUAGACCACCAUACUGAUUCACCACAAGUUGAACCUUCCAGAUAAGGCGCCUUUAGACUACAAACCUCAGAUGGGUGAUCCCCAGUGAACAAAUCAUAGGACUAGCUGCACCAGUGGCGGUUUAGGUGUGUCAUAUUAAAGGGGGUGAAUACUUGUGUGAUCAAAUAUUUGUGUUUUAUCUUUGUAACUAAUUUAUGCCACUUUGCAAAGAUCUGUUUUCAUUUUGACAUUAAAGAGUCUGAUGGGCAGUGUCAAAAAAAAAGCCAAAUUGAAAUCUACUGUGGUUCAUUGUUGUACAAUAAUAGAAUUGUGAAAACUUCCAUCGGGGUGGAUUCUUUUUAUAGGCACUGGACACUCACCAGCCACUUUAUUAGGUACACCUGUAAAAGUGCUUCUCGAUGCAAACAUCCAAUCAGCCAAUCACAUGGCAGGAACUCAAUGCAUUCUGGCAUGUAGACAUUGUGAAGACAACCUGCUCAAGUUCAGACUGAGCAUCAG
Messenger RNA from Erpetoichthys calabaricus (reedfish), 4433 nucleotides. It is a transcript of the gene slc24a1, whose product is annotated as solute carrier family 24 member 1. Gene Ontology annotation, biological process: long-term synaptic depression; calcium ion transmembrane transport; intracellular calcium ion homeostasis. Gene Ontology annotation, cellular component: membrane. NCBI's taxonomy places the organism in Eukaryota, Metazoa, Chordata, Cladistia, Polypteriformes, Polypteridae. The transcript has 10 exons. Gene Ontology annotation, molecular function: calcium channel activity; calcium, potassium:sodium antiporter activity. The coding region runs from base 411 to 2414 and encodes 667 amino acids. The record is from RefSeq and is a predicted model, not a curated record.